CUUCAAAGCGGUCGGAAAAGAGUACCGUUUAUGUUCCGCGGCAUUUGGUGGCACUAGUCUAUAACCUCAACGUCAUACCUGCACUACUUUCACAUACAUCAUGACAACAUUACGUUUCCAGCAGAUUCAUCACAAUGUCGACUGGUGUUGGUAUGAGCGAGUGUUGCCUUUCCGGCAAGGUCCACGACGGUACUCCCACUGGCAAGAUUGAGACAAUUGGCGAACUUCCCACUUAUGUCGCAGCGCCAAAGGAUGGAUCGAAAGCGAAAUCAAUUGUGUUCCUUGUUGACAUCUUCGGGUGGGAAUUCAAGAACGUCAGGCUUCUAGCCGAUAACUAUGCCAAAGCUGGAUUCUAUUGCUAUGUUCCUGACGUCCACCAAGGAGAUUCUCUUCCACUCGACUUUCUGAACUCUGUCGAGCCUCCUCUCAAGGUACGCGAACAACAAACCAUCAUAGACAAAACCAAGAGCACUGCCGUCGUCGGUACGACGUUGCCACCUUGGUUGGUGAAGCACCGAGAAGGUGUCAGUAAGCCGUUGAUCGAUUCCUUCAUCAGCUCCGUUCGUCAAAUUCCAGGAACUGGAAAGGUUGGAGCUAUCGGUUUCUGCUGGGGAGGACGCUACGCAAUUCUCGCAUCACAUGGAGAAGUCGAUGCCGCUUAUGCUUGUCAUCCCUCACUCGUUGCUGUACCCAGCGAUUUCGAACCAGUAAGCAAACCGCUCAGCUUGGCUGUAGGCGACCAAGACAGUCUCUUAGAUAAUGGCACUGUUGGACAAAUUCAAGAUCUCAUGGCCAAGAAGACUGAGCUUCCUCACGAGUUGAGGAUUUACGAAGGUCAAAUCCAUGGGUUCGCUCUCAGAAGCGACUGGAGCUCUGAGGUUGAUAGAAAAGCAAUGGAUGAGGCAGAAAAGCAGGGGAUCGAAUGGUUCAACAAAUACUUAGCGUAAUUACGCUUUGCUACGCCUCACGGUGCUAAUGAUAUUGGAGGAUCCAUGGCACCACUGGCUGAAACCUGUACGACCUAGCAAUAAACGGCAAGAUAUGCAAGUCCCCG
Messenger RNA from Mollisia scopiformis, 1054 nucleotides. RefSeq names its product dienelactone hydrolase family protein-like protein. The coding region runs from base 135 to 947 and encodes 270 amino acids. The record is from RefSeq and is a predicted model, not a curated record. Gene Ontology annotation, molecular function: hydrolase activity. Lineage: Eukaryota; Fungi; Ascomycota; Leotiomycetes; Helotiales; Mollisiaceae. The transcript is spliced from 4 exons.